This is a messenger RNA of Porites evermanni, 2772 nucleotides long. NCBI's taxonomy places the organism in Eukaryota, Metazoa, Cnidaria, Anthozoa, Scleractinia, Poritidae. The record is from the annotation of a GenBank genome assembly.
CAGGCAGCAAUAGAAAAUGCCCGGCCUCCACCUCUGAGUAUUGAAGUGCCUAAAAUGAGAGAUCUUCCAAACAAGUCAAAACCAUGGAGUGAUGUCCAGCUUCCCGUUGACAUUCUCUUGUUGACAGUGGAAGACUGUGAGUUCUUGUCUUGUUAUAGAUACGUGACAAAUGCCUUUAAAAGUUAUCACGUGAAACUUGGACAUGUGUACUUUGGGACAAUGGGUGAAAGUGGAGAGGAGUCAUUGAAAGUUGCUUUGAUGAGAUGUUCUAAAGGUUCUUCUGGUCCAAGUGGUUCUUUAGUUACUGUCAAAAAUGCAGUGGUGCAACUGGGACCCAAAGCUGUGUUUUCUGUUGGCUGCUGCGCAGGUUUUAACCAGAAAGGUACCAAUCUAGGAGAUGUGGUUGUAUCCUCUACACUAACAACUGAUGAAUUCACAGCCCCUGUAAGAAGGAAUAUUGCCAAUCUAAUCAGAUUUUCAACUGAAGGAUGGAAUCCACCAUUAAAAGAUCCAGCAGCUGGAGAACAAGUACAGGUACACCGUGACAGGGGCAUGUUGAGUGGUAUUAAUGAGCCAGCCAUUGCCAAACGACGCCGUAAGUUUGCGUCUCAAAUGAUUGCUUCUGAAAGGGAAGGAGAAGGUAAGAUUUUGUUUAAAUCAAUGGUUUUGUAACAGUUAUAAUUUUAGGUAUAUGCAGUGUCUGGAAAUUGAAUUUUACUAAGUUGCAUGACAGUAGUGAUCCAACAAAAGCCUGACCAUGGUACCACAGUUUGUCAUUGGUACAGUGUAACUACAUGUUUGAAUGUAUUUAGCUGUGUUGUUGUUGUUGUGGUGUGUGACUGCAGGUGUAUGAUGAAACUCUAGAUCAUUGCCACACUGUGUCAACCAUGUCUGACCAUCAUGUUGUUUUCAUGGCUACAGCUAUUCAGUUAUUUCACUUACUUUUAACUGUAAUGUUCAUGUUGAAUAACUAAGAAUUUAAGUUAAAAUAAAGUUGAUGCUUUGUAUUUGUCAGGUUCAACCACCCAAACCAGAGAUCAGGCUCAAUUUUCGUUGCGCUUUGUAAAUAACAUUCCGGCAGGCAAGGCGAAAUGAAAAGAGAGCCUGAUACAAACCUUUUACAAAACAUCUGCCACCCACUUUUUUGAUUGAUUGACAUUUGCCGAAUCAGCCAACCAAAAUUACUUCCGUUGCUUGUUUUUUUAGUAUGCAAAUUUUCCAUACGUGGGAAAGAUGCAGACUCGCUGACUUAAAAAAGUAGCUUUUAUCUUUUAAUUUUUUUCAACUAAAAAUAAAACAGUCAGCAUUUACCUUCUUGCGAGAUUAAAGGAGAUCUUGGAGGUUGUUUUUGUUGGCGUAGAAGGUAAAAAGUUUUCAAAAGACAGCGACACCAGAUGUUCUAGUUUUAACAUUUUGGUCAGGCGCAUUUGAAUUUAAAAUACUGAAAUUUCUUUUUUUCUGUUGCCUUUAUAUUUCUCUCGGCAAUUCUCCUCGAUUGUCAGUACAUAAAUCUUUAAAAAUCUUGGAGAAAUAUAUUGCAAACUUUUUCAAAGGAUAUAUAAAUUUUCUCAGAACAGCGAGUUCUCAAGUGCAUUAUUUUACUUUAGCUGAUUUAGUCCUGUGAGUACACUUGCAAUUUGUGAAUUUACUAGAGAAACAAAUCUUUUAAAAAAUGUAUUUUUGUAUAAAUCCAUGUAAAUAUUAUCACUUUGGAAAGAUGAAAUGACACUACUAAAACUGCAUGCUCAACUGACCUAUAAACAAAGCGAAAAACAAUAUUACAAACACACUUUGAAGUUCUCCUUUAAUUAGUUGGGUUGUUGUUUUACUGCAGGUCUGAAAAGCUCGCUAAAUUUAUGUAUCGAAAUUAGCAAACAGCCAACAGCCAAUGAGCGAGGACACCAGUUUCCCUGGUUUAUUUUUUACAAAAAGCGAAGGCAAACAAGCCUGUUACCUUAAGACUAGUGCCACUAGCUUUUAUGAUAAAACCUACAAAAUUCCUUGAACAGGGAUGCGAUAUUUUUUGUCUAAUACUUCACAGUUGGCGAUUGAGGUUUCUUUUGCAGUGAGUCUCCGCUUAAGAAUCCCGUUCAGAGAAGUCAUUCCUGGCUAAACUUUCAAAUGAAACAAGUUUUAAGAUGGACAGUAUUUUGAUUUGCACUCGUUUGUUAGAAAAUCAAAAGGCACCUUGUUCGCGGUCAGCAACUUGGAGAGGGAUUCAACUCUGCGAUACACACACAUUAGUUCGGCAAAUAAAGCAAAUACUGAGAAGAUAUGAACAACCACCUGAAUUUUCUGAAUUUCCAAUUCAAUGGCAGAUAUUAAGGCAUAAUAUUAUUUUUCCUGUCAUGAGACCAUAAAACAAUAAAAGAAGACAGCAAAAUCUGUCCUUCUCUCUCUCCGCCAAUGGUGGAUGAUCCAUGAAAACAACCACACCAUACUGGAAUAAGCGCUUUCAACUUCCGUUGAUUCCAACAGCCAAUCAGAUCUUGUGGUUCUGCAAGAACCGCUAAAAUUAGGCCUGAUCUUAGGUUACAACAUUGCAUGACUGGUUUAUAUUUUUACUUUUUAUUGAUAGGACUGUUUGCUGCAGCACAUGAUUUGAACCUUGAAUGGGUGAUUGUCAAAGGGAUAUCACAUUUUUCUGAUGAUAACAACACUCCUAAUGAGUCCUGGAAGUCAUUUGCUUCCGUCAUGGCAGCUUCUCUUGUGUCCAACAUGUUAAGCGAUCCAGUUGUUUUUAAAGAAUGGCCUCACUAUGAAGGUAUGUAA